ACUGUAUUGUAUAAAGCUGCUGCCGCGAGUCGGUAGAGGAGGAGUAGGAGGAGGAAGGGGCGUCUGAGUAGCAAAAUUUCUCCCCUGAUAGUGAACACAUCCGGAGUCCCGACGAUCGUAAUUUAAAAAUCACAUUGUCGUUUUAUGAAACAGAGUUUUAGAUGUAUAUAUUUUAAAAUUUAUUUAUGUCAUUUCGCUUAGUUUAUGCUUUACGUUAACACGCUGGGAGGGCAGAAAUGGCGGCCAACAUGUACCGGGUCGGAGAUUACGUCUUCUUUGAAAAUUCCUCCAGUAACCCUUACCUGAUCCGUCGGAUAGAGGAACUCAACAAGACCGCCAGUGGGAAUGUCGAGGCCAAGGUGGUUUGUUUCUACAGAAGGAGAGACAUCUCUCACAGCCUCAUCCAGCUCGCAGAUAAACACGCAAAGGAGUUGGAAGAAGAAAAAGAGAACCCAACAGAGACCGAGCUCACAGACAAGCAGAAACACCAGCUUCGUCACAGAGAGCUCUUCCUCUCCCGACAGUAUGAGAGUCUACCUGCGACACACAUCAGGGGGAAGUGCAGCGUCGCAUUAUUGAACGAGACUGAAGCCGUUCUUUCAUACCUUGACAAAGAGGACACUUUCUUCUACUCGCUGGUGUACGACCCGACUCAGAAGACCCUGCUGGCCGAUAAGGGGGAGAUCCGAGUGGGGCCGCGCUUUCAGGCAGAUGUACCUGAAAUGUUGCAGGAGGGAGAGGCAGAUGACAGGGACCAGUCCAAACUGGAAGAGAAGCUCUGGGAUCCAGAGUGUCCUCUGACCGACAAACAGAUAGAUCAGUUCCUAGUGGUGGCACGAGCGGUUGGGACCUUCGCCCGAGCGCUGGACUGCAGCAGUUCAGUUCGACAACCAAGCUUGCACAUGAGCGCAGCUGCGGCCUCUCGAGACAUCACACUGUUCCACGCGAUGGACACGCUGCAUCGUCAUAACUACGACCUGUCCAGCGCUCUGAGCGUUCUGGUCCCGGCGGGCGGCCCGGUGCUCUGCAGGGAUGAGAUGGAGGAGUGGAGCGCCUCGGAAGCGGCCAUGUUUGAAGAGGCUUUGGAGAAAUAUGGGAAAGACUUCAACGACAUCCGACAAGACUUUCUGCCAUGGAAGUCCCUGACCAGCAUCAUAGAGUACUACUACAUGUGGAAGACCACAGACAGAUAUGUGCAACAGAAGAGACUGAAGGCAGCUGAGGCAGAAAGCAAGCUGAAGCAGGUUUAUAUCCCCACAUACAACAAACCCAACCCCAACCAGAUCUCGAUGACCAAUGGUAAGAUGGCGACUGUGAACGGAGCGGGCCCCGGGGCCUUCCAUGCAGCGGGAGGCGGCCGAGCCUGCGAGAGCUGCUACACCAUGCAGUCGGCCCAGUGGUACUCCUGGGGGCCUCCCAACAUGCAGUGCCGCCUGUGCGUUUCCUGCUGGAUGUACUGGAAGAAGUACGGCGGUCUGAAGAUGCCGAGCAGAGCCGAGGCCCCAGAGGAGAGGACCUCCCCCACUCCUGCAAGCAACGAGUCCCGCUCCAGGAGUCACGUCCCCCGCCAGUCCAACCACAUGGUACCGAUGAGGAACAGCGGCAGUCCCAAGUCCUCCAUGAAGACCAAGCAGGCCUUCCUGCUGCAGGCCACCCGCCUCACCAAACUGGCUCGGCACAUGUGCCGGGACAUCAUCAGGCUGCGCCGCGCUGCGCGCCGGCCGUUUGUCCCCAUUAACUCUGGGGCCAUAAAGGCGGAGUACAUGUUAAGGGUGUCAGAAGGGCAGGGGACCCGGCUACCCAAAACCAGAGCGGCCCAGAGGAGCACUCUGACCAGUGUCCUGCAGUUUCUAGAGUCCCGGCCCAUGGCCCACGCCCCUCGCUCCCACCGCACCCCAGGCCUGCAGACGCCUCCGCCUCGCCGCCUCCUCUCCUCUCUCCCGCACGGACCCCACGGCAUGCUGGGAAAACGCAGCUACCACCACCACAGCAGGGCUGACCCAGAGAGGCGUUCAGAGAACCCCGGCUCAACAGGAGGACCUCUCAUCCACAACGGCCGCAGCAGCAGCAGCGGAAACACCAGAGGAGGAGUAAUGAUUCGCAAGAGACGCCCCAACUGGAUCGAUGCUCCCGAUGACAGCUUCUUCCUCGUUACCCGGGAGACCAGGAGGACGCGACGGCUGCUGUCCCGCUCCCAGCUGAGGCACGCCUGUCGACAGCCCUGCGAGCAAAUCACCCUGCGCAGGGUCUCCCACGGACCCCCGCAGGGGCUGGUCCUGGCCCCUCCACACCCACACCCCAGCUUGAGGAUGCGGGGCCCCAUCGUCAUCCACGAUUGAUCAGUCAAACUUCGGACUUUCAGACCUCCACGCUGCAUCUGCACACCUGUUCUUUGAAUACAUCCUCAGUUCUUUGGAAGCUAAAAACGCAGUUUUAACCCAACAACACGAUUAAACACGCUGUUUGGCAACAGAGGGAUGCGUUGAUGAGCCUUGAUGCAAUAGAAACACAAGCCUGACUGAUAACUGCUUCCUGUCUUUGACUCCCUUAGGAAUUUGCUCCUACUUAUUCACGCAGGCGAGUCUCAAUAAAUUAGAACGUCACGGAAAAGUUCUUUUAUGACAAUAAUUUGAUUCAAAAGGCCAAUAUACAGCUCUGGAAAAAAAAUUUAGAGCCCAUUGCACAGAACCCCACUAAAAAUCUCAUCGUUCUUCCACCAAAUAUUGAUUUCUUAACUCUUUCUGAGUUCAAACAUUAGCAUUGUUGUUUCUAAAUUAACAUAAACUUGUUUUCUUUGCAUUAUUUGAGGUCUGAAAGCUCUGCAUCUUUUUUGCUUUUUUGUCCAUUUCUCAUAUUCUGCAAAAAAUACAAAAUUGUUGUUGGAAUUUCAGAGACAUGUUGUCAAUAGUUCAUAAACUAAAAGACGAAUACUCAUUUUUCUCAAACACAUACCUAUAAAAACUGAAAUCAGAGAGGCUGGCCUCUUAAUUCUUUCCACUGCUGUAUAUUUAAUAGGUUCAAUAUGCACACGAUGACAUAUUUAAAGCAUUUGUUUCUGUUCAUAUUCAGGAUUUUGGCUUUUUUUUUUACCUUCCACUCAACUUUUAGAUUAUAUGCUUGACCAGAUGUAGUUUUGAAGAUUGUGGCAAAAUUUUUAUUCUCUCAUUAAGUGUGAAUUUUACAGAAAUUACACUAAAAUGUUACGUUAUGAUGGAAAACUCCUGACUCUUUGUUAGCCAGACCCUCUGAAGCUGGCUGUUCAGAGCGUUAUAUCCAAGCAUUUUAAUGGAAAGUUGAGUGGAAGGAAAAACUAUAAUAGCUGAAACCCAUAGUAAUUAAAAUUCACAUAAAUAAUUGCUUGAAAUAUAUUUCUGUGCACAAUUAAUCUGUGAUUCGACUUACUUUUGGAGUCGAUUUAUUACAAUGAAUGACUUUUUGAUGUUUUGAUUUAUUGAGAUGCAUCUGUGUGCUGUAUAUGAGUGCAUGUGAGUGUGUGACUGAGAGCGUGUUUAUCCAAGUGACAUAAGGGAAUCUGUGUGCUGUUCCUGUUUUUAAUGGCUGGACAUAACGACACGACUCUGUGCAAUCUUUUGUUUUCAUGGUGAAUUCUUGUGAAGUUUCAUCAGCUUGUAUAAAGUUAUUUUAGGACCGGGAGUGGGAGGGUAGAUAAAGACGGGGUGGGACGGGAUUUCAUGGGGGUUGUCUUUUAAAAGAAAGACCAAUGUUCAGAACUGACAUUGAAAAAAAGAAACUGCACUACGCUGAGUUCGAAACAGCUUUUUCAGAACCUGCUGCUUUAAACUGGCUAACAUGGCGUUGCGGCGUUAAGGAACAGUCAAAGUAAAUCCACGAAAGCAAUGCUGGGAUCAGCCUCUCACAGAAACCAGUGUAUAAUAAUUUGUAUAUCUCAUUACAAAACUGUAACGUCUUCACAUCCAAUUUCUAACAUGGAUACUGAAGCAUCUCAUUUGCAUAAAAAUAGGGCAUGGACGUGUCACACUGACCCUGAAGGUUGCAACUUUCAAUGUCUUGCAAAAGUAACCAAACCCCUUGAACAGUUUUCACCAUUUGUCAUCUUCAUAUCACUAACUCUAAUGUACUUCAUUUGGAUUUUAUGUUAUAAACCAACUCAAAGUGGUACACCACCAUGUGUCCAUAUGUGGAUGGUGUGUUAGUUUUGAUAUCCUCUGACUUUUUUCCACAUGUUUGCAGCUCCUCUGCUUAUCUGAUUAGAGCUCUCCUUCCCAGGUUGAAUACAAAUGCACGCCACACUUUUCAGCCACACAAAUUAGAAACCCGAUGGGUCGUUUUCCUUCCUCUUCACAGUUCUGCAUUACUUUGUGUUGGUCAAAAUACAUUAAAAGCUUGCUGUUGUGUCGUGACAACACGUGAAAAACUUCGACGCGUUUCAAAACUUUUGCAAGACAACAAACCUGCAACUUUCAGAGGCAGAAAAAUAUGUGCAGCUUUGUCAGGAGCUCUGCUCUUUUCCUUUCCUAUGAGCAAACAGUCAGGUUUUACUCUGUUGCAGCGUUGCCUCCUGAAGUUGCCCGUCCAGCCUUCAGGUGUGUCUAUUCUGAGUUUUGAAACUGGCAUGUCUUCGACCCGACGGGUCACAUGAUUUCUUCUCCUUCAUUCAGAAUGUUUCUGUUAGUGUUUCCUGUCUGUCAUGUGUUGAAUUAUGAAUAUGCUGAGAAUAAUAAAAAGGGGGGGGGAAAAACACAA
This is a messenger RNA of Xiphophorus hellerii (green swordtail), 4725 nucleotides long. It is a transcript of the gene mta3, whose product is annotated as metastasis associated 1 family, member 3. The record is from RefSeq and is a predicted model, not a curated record. Bases 237 to 2339 code for a protein of 700 amino acids. Gene Ontology annotation, biological process: negative regulation of transcription by RNA polymerase II. The transcript has 19 exons. Gene Ontology annotation, cellular component: NuRD complex; nucleoplasm. NCBI's taxonomy places the organism in Eukaryota, Metazoa, Chordata, Actinopteri, Cyprinodontiformes, Poeciliidae. Gene Ontology annotation, molecular function: transcription coactivator activity; transcription corepressor activity; sequence-specific DNA binding.